GAAGGCGCCUGCAAGGCGGAAGGGGUGCAGAGCAUCUUCAGCAGCCGGAACGGCGCCAAGAAGAAGCGGAAGAGCCGGACGGCCUUCACCAACCACCAGAUCUUCGAGCUGGAGAAGCGGUUCCUCUACCAGAAGUACCUGUCGCCGGCCGAUCGGGACGAGCUCGCGCAGACCCUCGGCCUCACGAAUGCCCAG
Molecule: messenger RNA, 195 nt
Organism: Darwinula stevensoni
Lineage: Eukaryota; Metazoa; Arthropoda; Ostracoda; Podocopida; Darwinulidae
Source: the annotation of a GenBank genome assembly